This is a messenger RNA of Populus nigra (black poplar), 3027 nucleotides long. RefSeq lists its product as uncharacterized. Lineage: Eukaryota; Viridiplantae; Streptophyta; Magnoliopsida; Malpighiales; Salicaceae. Bases 234 to 2873 code for a protein of 879 amino acids. The record is from RefSeq and is a predicted model, not a curated record. The transcript is spliced from 3 exons.
UUUUUGCCCUCACUAUUCAAAUCCCAUUCUCCAACGGUCAACAACCCCCAACAAUAUUUAAAUCCCCCAAGUUAUUUCCAAAACUAGCCGUUGCCAUCAUUCUCCCUUCCCUCUCAACAAACUCUCUCUCUCUCGCAAAUCAGAUCCAUAACAUUAAACAGAUUACUUUUUGACACUCAAUUCAAGAAAUCAGUCAAGAUUUACCCGUAAUCAGUACUUUGGCUAAAGAAUCCAUGGCUGCAAGCAAGAAGUUGGAUUCUCGCUCUCCAAUGCCAAGCAGACCAACCAAUCCUAGUUCAAGAAACUCAGAGACUAGUAAUCCAAUGAGAAGGAGUUUUAGUGGAAGCCCAUUUGUCAAACCCUCUAUUAUUUCCAAUCAAAGAGGAGGAGGAGGCUUUAACCCCAACACUUCUGUUAAUACUCCUUCAGAUUAUCCUCGAAGAAACUCCAUUAGCAGAGAAAAUAUAGUAGUUGCUUUCCCUGAUCACGAGGACAAAGAAAAUGGUAAAGACCAGAAUUGGAAAUCAGUGCGAAUACGUUCACCAGCAAAGGGUGCAAAGAAUUUCAUGUCUCCAACAAUUUCUGCAGCUUCAAAAAUUAAUGCAUCUCCAAGAAAGAAAAUCUUGGCGGACUGGAAUGAGCAAAUUCGCACUUCAAUCUCGUUUUCUGAUACUAAAAGCCCUUUGAUGGAAGACUUGUACUCAAAGCCGAACAAGGGUUUGAAUCAGAAGAAGGAGGUCUCGUUUGAUUCAACAGUCACUUACUUCGGAGACAAUGAGGAUUCCAAAAGUGAGGAACAUGUUGAUUUAAUGGUAGAUUCGAGUUCUAAAGAUGAUUUGGAUUUGUCAUCAGAGAACCUAACUAUGGAGAAGGAUUGUGUUAAUCUUGAUCCAAGUUUUGAGAUUAGUCCAAGGGUUUCUUCUUCAUUUCCAAACCCUGCUUUGGCACCUCUUGAUGCAGAUCCAUCAGUGCCUACUUAUGAUCCUAAGACUAAUUACCUCUCACCAAGGCCUCAGUUUCUUCAUUAUAGGCCCAACCCUAGAAUUGAGCUUUAUCUAAACAAGGAAAGAGAUGGCCAACCACUUGAGGAGAUUUUUGCAUCUGAGUGCUCUUCGGAAACUGAAGUUAGUGAAGCAGAAGACAGUCACUCUGAUGAUUCACGGAAAGAAUCGGAUGUUUCUUUGGCUGAUGAGAUGAAAGAAUCGGAUGCUUCUUUGGCUGAUGAGGUGAAAGAAUCGGAUGCUUCUUCAAGUGAUGAGGUGAAAGAAGAAGAGGAGCUGGAAGAGUUGUUGCUAGCAUCCGAGCCCAUUUCCAUUGGUACUUAUGUGGAGGAGGAGGAGCUGCUUGUAUCUGAACCCAAUUCCAUUAGUACUUCUGUGGAGAAGGCUGAAGAGAAAAGGGUGCCUAAAUCACGUUUCUAUACAAGAAGAAAGUUCAUCGCUUUGCUUUCGGUCCUGACUGUUGGAUUUUUAUAUGUUUCAGUUUCUAAAUCCCAAGUCAUGGAUCCUUCUGUGCUCAAUAACUUUACCUUUUUCGAGCCAUAUGUCCCACCUGAAUUCUCAGAGUAUAACAGGCAAACUUUUGAUGUUCUAGCUCAAAAGGUCCAGCUUUGGCUACAUCAGUCUCUGUGUUACACGCAUAAUCUGAUAAACUGCUUCAGAGGCGUGCGCAUUUUGGGCCCUUUUCAGUAUGCUAAUUUGACAGUUUUGCUCGAGGAUGACAUAGUUGAUAGUCAAUUUGUAUUUGACCAGAGCAUUUUAAGAUCGAAAGUUAAGUAUGAAGAGAAAGUUUUGGAGUCCAUAAAGGGGGCAGAGGUCAACUUUAAUCUAGCGGAUGAAGAAGAUCAACCAAGGGCAGUUGACAAGAACAUUGAAGUCGUAGGAGAUAAAAAUGAAUGGGAUUUUAAUAGUGCUCCGGAUUCUGAAGAGCUUGGUGUUCCCGAGUCCAUAAAGGGGGCAGAGGUCACCAUUAAUCUAUCGGAUGAAGAAGAUCAACCAAGUGCAGCUGACGAGAACAUUGAAGUCGUAGGAGAUAAAAAUGAUUGGGAUUUUAAUAGUGCUCCGGAUUCUGAAGAGUUUAGUGUUCCCGAGUCUGAAGUAGCAAAUCUGCGCCCCGGAUCUGGGGUGACUGAAACUGGUAAGUCAGCACAAGAAGUCAUCCAAGAAAGUGCUGAAACUGCUGCCAACGUUGUGGAGCUUCAAAGUAACAUGGUCCUUGAAGACCAGUCUGUUCUGAUCCCACAAGCUGCAGAAAUUCAACCAGAAAUCUUGAAUUCCAUGCCAUCUCAAGGUAUAAAUGAUAUUAGUUCUGCAGGUAUUGAGUCCCCUGCAUCAGAGGUCAAUUUUGAAAUACUUGCAGGUGCUGCAACAGAAAAUCUACGGAGUUCAGAAUUAGUGAACGCACGCUCAGCACAGAUAAUGAUGGGAUUUUCCUUGAUUGUUUUCAGUCUACUUGGAACAGCCUUCGUUUAUAUGAAAAGUCAAACUCCCACAACUCGAAAUGCUGCAUCUACAGUAGAUCAAAUGCCAGCCACUAAGAAACUGGAUGAUAGCCCAAUGCCAGUUGCAGCAGAACAUACAGACAUUGUUGGAGAGUCAUGCCCAUCGGAAAUGAGCAGUUUCAGCUUGUCCUACAGCAAGAAAGGACAGGGGGGUGCAAGUGAAGCUCAUAACUGUGAGAGGAAGCCUAGGAAGAACAUUUACAGGAGAGAAUUCAUGGCUUCGCCGGAUUACUCUGUUGGCUCCAUGAGUUCGCCUUCUUACGGCAGUUUCACCACAUAUGAAAAGAUUAGCAAGCAUGGAAAUGAAGAUGAAGAGGUGAUCACUCCAGUUAGGCGCUCUAGCAGAAUUAGAAACCAAGUCACUUCUCCGUGACCCACAAAUCAAAAGCAAUUUCUGAAUGAUGUCCUCUCUAGUGAUUGAAUCGCUAUUUAAUUGCCGAGUUAGAUUGUUUCAUUGUUUGUGAUUAAGCAGUGAUUCUCAGAUUCUGUAGUUUUCCAUUGUUAAUACAGGUUUUCUUUUUUCUUUU